Triplophysa dalaica is the source of this 2516-nucleotide messenger RNA. It is a transcript of the gene apof, whose product is annotated as apolipoprotein F. Lineage: Eukaryota; Metazoa; Chordata; Actinopteri; Cypriniformes; Nemacheilidae. Bases 541 to 1791 code for a protein of 416 amino acids. Gene Ontology annotation, biological process: cholesterol metabolic process. The record is from RefSeq and is a predicted model, not a curated record. The transcript is spliced from 2 exons.
GGUAAUGUUUAACAUGACUGAUCUGACUGGGUCAUUGUAUGAAGUUAUGUUGACCUGUAAACAAAUGAUUAAAUACAAAAAUUUUGUAUCAAUGAAUACACAUGCACGAAAUGCACAAUCCUGCCUCCCUUUCCUUCUUUCUCUCUCUCUCUCUGUCUGUCUGUCUUCCCAGGCAUAAAACAAGUGUGCUGCAAUGUAUCUGGGUCAAACACAAAGCAGCCCCUACGGUCUUCAAGAGGGAAAGCGGAGAUAGAAUGAGGAAAUCAGGGGGCUUGAGGAUAAACAAACAAACCACCCAUAGAACAAAUCGACCCACUCCACGUGAUGUCACAUUUAUCACUGCAGUCAGAAAUGAGCUACUGAUGAAAAGACAGUGAGAGAGAGAGAGAGUGUAAGGGGAUGUAUACAUAUUAGUGAACAUUGGAUUGUACCACUGGGGUAUUAUCUGGAUUGUUAGAAUUUAAGAGCAUUAUUUUUAUCUUACAAAUCUAAAUACCGAUAUAAGAGCCUGUGCUCACGUGUGGGUAUCCACAACUCAACAUGGCUAAAUGGAACUCAAAGCUCAAGUGGUUCCUUCUGGUCAACAUAUUAAUGUCUGAUGUGGUAUUUUCUAGAGGUCCACUUCCACAGAGACCCCAAAGCAACCUGGGGCCAAUCACUUCUUCCCAAUCAAGUUUUCCAGAGUCUCAAAUCCAUUUAGAAGGUGGUGAUGGCCAUCCUGCUUAUCAGCUGGUCUUAAACCUCUCUGCCUCUUUAAAAGGUCAACUGCAUCUCCACAGCAAUGUAAGCUGUGUGGAGCUCGCUAAUGGAAGCUGGAGAGGAAACGGUUUCUCUCAGGAGCUUCUGGGGUUGGCAAUGGUGCCUGUGUUGGUAUCAGCGAGAUGUUUGGUUGAAGCCCAAGAAUUGGUAAGGAAGCUCUACACCGUGCUGGGCCAAGAGGAUACGCAUGAGCUUGUGCAGGACGUGGUGAUUUUGAUCAAAAGAGGCAAAGAGAGAGAAUCGACAAAUGCCGCUCAUUAUACCUUUAGUAACACCAGCCAAAGCACCGCCUCUUCCACAACAAUACUAAGCCAAGUGUCUCAGAACCAUCUGCAAGCUUUGAUUUUUAACAUUAACCAGCUGGCGGAACUGGGAAAAGGCGUAGAUAUUUAUGAAGGUGAAGAUGGAGCCAGGGGACAAUGCAAGGGGUGUGUUAGGGUGAAGGGCACACAGUUAUUGGGGGUGGCUGCAGAACAGAUUGAACCAUUGCGCCUUGACGGGGCGCAGAAAGCCUGUCGACGCUUGGGACUCCGCUGUGCAGGUGUGACCCAAGACGGUAGUUACAAUCCUGAAUAUUAUCGUGUUAUCUUAAGGACUGGUAGUCGAGUAGUGCCUUCAUCUUCCUCUGAGAGCUGGAUUCAGAACUGCAAGAUGGCGCCUGUACGCUGGCGUAGAAAUACAGUUCCUCAGAAUAACUGCAUGAACAAAAAAGAGAAGCAAGUGUAUACCGUGGUGGAGUGGAUCCCUGCGGUCUCUACUCUUUAUAAUCUGGGAACAGCGGUUUACUAUGCGUCUGUUAACUGCUAUGACACCGCAAAAGAAAGAGCAAUCCUCAGUACUGUGGAUCUGGGCACAGACGCCCUCAUGGUUGUGACUGGAGGAACCGCAGGGGUUGCCGGUUACACGUUUGGAGCAGGUCUGAAAACUGGGGUGAAGGCAGGGGUUAAAUACCUGCUAAACAGCAUGAAAGAAGAAGAUGACCUGUUGAUGAAUCCGAAUAGCUGGGAGGAUGGAACCCUGAACGUCCAGUAAGAAGUGUACAGGGGAAUGAUGGCCAUUGACAGAAAGAUGAGACCAGAGGAUGGCAGAACUGCUCCAGUAAACACCUGCAGUAAAUCAUGUUUAGGAAACUCUAUUUGAAGACUUUGGUUCCAAAAUGAGAUAACGUUCAAAAAUCCGAGAUUUUGUCUUUUUUUAUCGUGCAUUCCAAUUAAUAUCAAUGAAACUGCAUUUGUUCUGUUUUGAUUUAAGACAUAAUAACUCAAAGAAUACAGCUAACUUGCACAAUAAAAACCGUGAUAACAUGACCUCUGAAAAAUGAUCUCAUUUUGGAAUCCAACUCUUCAUUUGUUUAUGGACAUAUUGUAUAAUAUGCACAGUGACAAUUUACAAUGUCAGACAUGUUAUGUACAGUAAAAGCAAUAAUUGUAUUAUUUGCAUACUGGUGACUAGUUUUUAGGUCAUUGAUAUGAUUGAACGUAUUCUUAAUCUCAUGUUACAUCAUACAUCAAAAUGAUCAAUUUCUAAUCAAAUGGUAGAAUGAUAAACGGAAAACAAACAGUUAACGACCAUAUCAUUUUAGUCAUUAAAAAUAAAUUUGAGUUAUUUGACCAAAUAUAAUAGUAAAUAGUAUAACAUUAACAGCGAGAAUUUAUUUGUCACUAAUUCCCUUUUAUAUUUUACUCUCUUUCAAAUCGUCAUUUUAAAUGCAAAGAUAGAAAUAAAGAAUAAAGAUUCCAAGGCAAUAUUACCUACUA